AUGAUAGUGGCUACAAUUAAAUCAGGAAUUAAGGACACCUGUGAGGAACUACACAUUCUAAACCAGAACACUUCAGAGGAAUCUGCAAGUAAAAGGGAUAAAUUGUUAUACCCAACUUUUAAAGACAAAGAACCAAACUGUGAACAGGAAGAGACUUUAGUAAGACAGACCCGAGUGCUGUACAAAAAGACUUUUAUAGCAAGAAAGGAAGAGAAGCUGUCUAGAGAACGUGGACCUUUAAAAUUGAAGGCACUGUCAGCUAUAGAAACAGUUAAACAGGGGAAGAAAAACACAAUUUCUAAUUCUUCCACAAUGACGGCAGAAGAGACAGUGAAUGUAAAAGAAGCUGAAAUAGUCAAACUAAUACUGGAUUUUAUGAAUUCAAGAAAACUUCAUAUCAGUAUGCUGGCUCUGGAGAAAGAAAGUGGAGUAAUUAAUGGAUUGUUCUCAGAUGAUAUGCUUUUCUUAAGGCAGUUGAUCCUUGAUGGUCAGUGGGAUGAGGUUCUUCAGUUCAUCCAGCCUCUUGAGUGUAUGGACAAAUUUGACAAGAAAAGGUUUCGCUAUAUCAUCCUGAAGCAGAAGUUUUUAGAAGCCUUAUGUGUAAAUAAUGCAAUGUCUGCAGAAGAUGAGCCUCAGCAUCUGGAAUUUACAAUGCAAGAGGCGGUGCAGUGCCUACAUGCUUUAGAAGAAUAUUGUCCUUCUAAAGAAGACUACAGCAAAUUGUGUUUACUUCUCACAUUGCCUCGUCUGACCAACCACGCAGAAUUCAAAGACUGGAACCCCAGGCUACUGUAUGAAUGUUGUGUGGAGUUCUGUCAGAGUAAAGCAACAGGAGAGGAAAUUACAGAGAGUGAGGUGUUGCUCGGCAUUGACCUUUUGUGUGGUAAUGGAUGUGAUGAUUUGGACCUUAGCUUGUUGUCAUGGCUUCAGAAUCUGCCCUCCACUGUGUUUUCUUGUGCUUUUGAACAAAAGAUGCUAAACAUUCAUGUUGAUAAGCUCCUAAAACCUACAAAAGCUGCCUAUGCUGACCUUUUGACACCCCUUAUCAGCAAACUUUCUCCUUACCCAUCAUCCCCCAUGAGAAGGCCUCAAUCUGCUGAUGCUUAUAUGACCCGUUCCUUAAAUCCUGCUUUAGAUGGACUCUCAUGUGGAUUAACAAAUGAUAAACGCAUCACAGACCUUGGAACAAAAACAUCUCCUAUGUCCCACUCUUUUGCUAACUUCCAUUACCCAGGAGUACAGAAUCUUACUCGGAGUCUAAUGCUGGAGAACACAGACUGCCACAGCAUUUAUGAAGAGUCACCUGAACGAAGUGACACUCCUGUGGAUUCCCAGCCCUCCUCUGGCAAUGAGACCAUGUGCCAGAACUCAGUCCCAGACAAAGAGCCAGUAAAUGGAGCACAGAAUCAAGGACCGGUCAAGCAAGAAAAAAAUGAGCUUCGUGAUUCAGCUGAGCAAUUUCAGGAAUAUUACAGACAGCGGUUGCGAUACCAGCAGCAUUUAGAGCAGAAGGAGCAACAACGGCAACUUUAUCAGCAAAUGUUGUUAGAAGGAGGGGUAAACCAGGAAGAUGGUCCAGACCAGCAACAGAAUCUUACAGAGCAGUUUCUUAACAGGUCUAUUCAGAAGCUGGGGGAAUUAAACAUGGGUAUGGACAGUCUGGGAAAUGAUGUGCAGACUCUAAACCAGCAUUGCAAUGGGAGCCAAGGAAGUGUAUCUAGCACUCCAGAUUCUAGUCAGAGAAUAACCAAUGAUAAUGCAAAUAUUAAUACAAGUACACCUCGUAAACUUGGCUCUACGACUCAGAUAUCCUCACUUGAAGAAUCACCUGUCCAUGGAAAUCAAACAGUACCAGAGCAUGCUGCCAUUCAGGCACAACACGAAGACUCUCCGGGAAAUCUAGCAAGAACAAGAGGUGAUGAGGAUGACAAAUCAGCAAAACAGUUCAUUUGUAUCAAUACCCUAGAAGAUACACAGGCGGUCAGAGCUGUGGCUUUUCAUCCAAGUGGCAGUAUGUAUGCUGUCGGCUCCAAUUCAAAAACCUUGAGAGUGUGUGCCUAUCCAGACCUUCAGGAUUCAAGCUCCUCCUCUGCUGUUCCUCGAAAACUGGUAUUUGACUUAGGCAGAUCUUCGCUCUCUUCCUCUGUAAAGAUGACAACAAACGGUGGUAACACUCCUAAACAGCCAGUGGUUCGUUUCAAAAGGAACAAACAUCACAAAGGAUCAAUCUAUUGCGUGGCAUGGAGUCCCUGUGGACAAUUGUUGGCUACUGGUUCCAAUGACAAAUACGUAAAAGUGCUUCCUUUCAAUGCAGAGACUUGUAAUGCAACAGGACCAGAUUUGGAAUUCAGCAUGCAUGAUGGAACUAUUAGAGAUCUAGCUUUUAUGGAAGGUCCAGAAAGUGGCGGGGCCAUUUUAAUAAGUGCUGGAGCUGGGGACUGCAAUAUUUAUACAACAGACUGCCAGCGAGGGCAAGGUCUUCAUGCAUUGAGUGGCCAUACUGGUCACAUUUUAGCACUUUAUACCUGGAGUGGGUGGAUGAUAGCUUCUGGAUCCCAAGACAAGACUGUAAGAUUCUGGGAUCUUAGAGUACCGAGUUGUGUUCGGGUUGUUGGAACAACAUUUCAUGGAACUGGCAGUGCUGUGGCAUCAGUAGCUGUAGAUCCUAGUGGUCGUCUUCUUGCUACUGGCCAGGAAGACUCCAGUUGUAUGCUCUAUGACAUUCGUGGUGGGCGAAUGGUGCAGAGUUAUCAUCCUCAUUCCAGUGAUGUCCGUUCUGUUCGUUUCUCUCCCGGGGCUCAUUACUUGCUCACAGGAUCUUACGAUAUGAAAAUAAAGGUGACAGACCUGCAAGGUGACCUUACUAAACAGCUUCCAAUAAUGGUUGUAGGGGAACAUAAGGACAAAGUGAUUCAAUGCAGGUGGCAUACACAAGAUCUUUCCUUCUUGUCAUCUUCUGCAGACAGAACUGUAAGACUCUGGACCUAUAAUGGCUAAAGUGUAGUUUUUAAAAGCAACCUAUGCAGAUUAAGCACAGACAUACAAGACUAUUGGAACAUUUGGUUAGGCAUUUUAAAAAACAGCAGCAUUUGACCAGGAAACUGUCUCAUGGAGAAGAGAUACUUGCCACCAUUACCUGAUUGCUAGGAAGCGUUGGUGUGUUAUAGUAUUACUUUGCAGUGCUUUCCCGGUGAUCUCAUGCUGCUAUGACCUGUUGUAGUCUUGUUGCCGAAGUCUGUUGAAAGGGUUCUUGCAUUGUCAGUGUGCACUCAAAAAUAAGACUAAUUAUGUGUUUACAGUUUAGUGUGAACUGCAUUCUCUAGUCUUUGCCUCAAUAACAGGUUUUUUCCCUAGAAAAAAGUAAAACAACCACAAUUCAGUCAAGUUCAUUAGGUCCACACAGAAUAGAAAAUUACAAACUAGUAAUGUUGUGUUUCACACUGAUGCAUACAUCACACCCUUACUAGUGGUCAGUUUUCUUUUGCUAUGAAUACAUCCAUGUUUGAUUUUUUUUUUGUACCCCUGAUUAUGAACUUUAAAAGUGACUAGUAGUGGCUGAUCCUUGAUCACAGUUCAUUAAGUCUGUGGUGCUUUUCAAUUUGGAAACUUCAAAUUGGGCUGGUUUUUAUUAUUAGAUUAUAUCCAACACACAAGCUUUUGGUGGGCAAAAUGGUUUGCUGAAGAGACAUUAACACUUUUGAAUGCAACAAAAUACCUCUGUGUAUAAUGUACUGUAGAAAUGAAAUGAAGUAGUUGCAGGUGGAUGGAGCCACAGUUUUUAAUAGUAAUGGCCAUGAUCUCACAAACCUUCAUGCACACAUGUGGGAAGACAGCGUGUGCCGUGGAGAGUUUCUCUGAAGUUUCCACCAGAAUAGAUAGCAUCAUUGAAGAUUUUAACUCAUUUUUAUGUGAAAAGCAGCUUAGCUGUUCAGCAGUGCAACUGACUUCAGUGGAACUCCAAGGAAACUUCCUUUUGCACUCACUGCUAUCUUGUAUGUGGGCAUUUUGAGCACCAUAAGGAUAUUAAAGGCAGCAGCACGGCUUGAAAUGCUACGUCUGCAUGAUGAU
Molecule: messenger RNA, 4068 nt
Organism: Gekko japonicus
Lineage: Eukaryota; Metazoa; Chordata; Lepidosauria; Squamata; Gekkonidae
Gene: WDR47
Product: WD repeat domain 47
Exons: 17
Coding region: 1-2997 (998 amino acids)
Molecular function (GO): protein binding
Source: RefSeq, a predicted model, not a curated record